AGAAAUUCAACCUUAUGAAGAAGAAGAAAAUACUUCCGCAUAAGUCAGAGUUUAUCCUUCUCGGUAAGGUGUCGGAUAGUUGUCCUGAAAUGCCUAAAUUAAAAGACAAAAGACGAGAGAAAACCAGCGUCGCCACUGAGAUUGACCGCUUAGAGGAGCGGAAGGCGCGUUGCCAAGACAACCUGGAGAGGGCAGAGUUCAAAAGCAGGAAAGAGAAGCUCUCUGAGAAGGAAAGGGAGGAACUGGAAGAUGAAAUGGCCAUUAUGAAUGAGAGGGUGCAAAAAUUAGACAAGGAGCUGGAGACAUUACGGGGAGAGAAUCGGAAGAACAUGCUGCUUUCAGUCGCUCUGUUGGUUAUCAGCGCAGUGUUCUAUUAUGCCUUUUUUUACAAUGAAGAAGAUUCAUAAAAUAAGCCAAUAUCUGAAAGGGACCUAGAAGAGCAACGUCAGGACAAUGUUGUUGUGAGGAAAUAUGUGAGGCCAAAGGGCUGUGCAUGCACAGUGAUUAAAUCCAUGAUUGUACUGCCUCUAGGGGGCAGCAUUGUCAUUUUCCUAACUCACUCUGUUCAUCAUGCUGGGUUGAUCCUGCACAGUCAGAACCCCAUCUGAACUCCCUGAACUGCAAAUGUUGUGUUUUAAGCAUGUUUAAACCUUACUUUUCAGCUUUAACUCUCUAAGUCAAAUGUUUUUUUUCCUCUACUACUUGCCAAUUCAAGCAGGAUACUGUGGGAACACUUUGUGCCAACACAUGUUUAUGUAAGCAUGUUUAAGUUUGUUUUAACAGCCCUGAAUUUUAAUACUCUUUCAUGAAACUAAACUAUAAAGGGCCUGUUUACUGUCACAGUCUAUCUUUUUAUUUCUGUAUGAAGAUCUAUAUUAUGACAGUGAACAAGAAGCGAUUAGAGAGUUUUCUAACUUAAUAACCAAUAAAAAAUACCAGUAGCUUUAAGCGUCUGCCACAAACAAACCCAUUUAAUAUGUGUGUUUUAUACCUUAUAUUACAAAAGGUGCUCUGAAAUGUUGCCAAUCAAGUCAGCUUUAGCCUUUCCAGUGAUAUAUGAAUAAAAGCAUGUUUCAUACAGUGAACCACAGUGUGCAGUUACAUACAGAUACAGCGGUUAUAGAAACAUUUGUGAAAAUGUGAACUUGAAGAAUGUAUUUUUUUUGUUUUUGAUACUGAUGCUGGUCAUGUAUCCAUCUGCUAAUAAAAGCUCCAAGAUGCCAAACAUUCAUUGAAAAUGUGCAUACAAUAAAUAAAGGAAUGACAGUGGGGUUUUUAUCUUUAA
Labrus bergylta (ballan wrasse) is the source of this 1285-nucleotide messenger RNA. RefSeq names its product coiled-coil domain containing 167 (gene ccdc167). The record is from RefSeq and is a predicted model, not a curated record. Lineage: Eukaryota; Metazoa; Chordata; Actinopteri; Labriformes; Labridae.